Messenger RNA from Venturia canescens, 1405 nucleotides. RefSeq lists its product as uncharacterized. The coding region runs from base 214 to 630 and encodes 138 amino acids. The record is from RefSeq and is a predicted model, not a curated record. The transcript has 5 exons. NCBI's taxonomy places the organism in Eukaryota, Metazoa, Arthropoda, Insecta, Hymenoptera, Ichneumonidae.
AUCGGGUUUUUCGAUAAAAUCGUGCGUCUGUUUCGUCAAUGGAAUUGAAAAUGAUCUCUAUUGUCAAUAUCGACUUUUUUCGCCUCGCAGUACGCAGUAACAGACGCUUCUCGUUAUUAUAAGUUAACAUUCAGCUGUUCCAACGUCGGAAAAUUACAAGUAUUUUGAAAAAGUUGCUGGAUUAAACGCUCGAGACAAAUCACCCUGCGAGCCAUGUCGAAAAUUCUCAUCGUCUGUUGCGUCGCUCUCAUCGUUUCGGCGAAUUAUGCCGUCACUGCGGACAACUCAGAAACGAACACACUCGAGGCUAAUAAACUUGGAUGCGUCGAAAGCUUAAAAGCGAUGUAUUUAGCAUUAGUGAAACAGGCUCAAAAUGACGUGAAUGAUAAACAGUACAAAGAUCAAGAUAAUAUCCGGAUUGAUGCUGAGGUGCUCAAUGAUAUUAAAACUAAAGGAUUCGCUGUUUUUAAAAAAAUCAUCGCAAUUGUAGAGGGCUUGAAAACAAUGGGCACCAUAGAAGAGAACUCCUACCUUGAUGAUGUUCCGCUAUUCUGUGACGAGGCAGUCACCUCUCAAGUAUUUUCCAUUACCGAAGAGUUGUUGCGUUUGAGUCCAUCAGAAGAUGAUUAACAAGACUUUUUCGUUGAUACGUCGAAGAUUUACGUUCUGAUACCCGCCGAUAUCAGAAGAUCAGAAACUUCGGCAAAUCUAACUCAAAAACAGUCACCUGCGGAUGUCGAGUUGAGUGAACUUGCUGAUAUGAAGAAAUAGAAACUGAAAAGGCGCACAGUAUAUCGUAUAAAUUUAGAAAAAAAAAACACUAAAAAGCAAAUAAAACAUUGUUCUGCACAUUGCAUUUCAAUUUUUGUCAACUCACCGUCUCUCCCAUUCAUGGAUCUUGGUUGGAUUUAGUCAAAGUCCUGAAAAGCCUUCGAUUAUUCAUCCUACGGUUUUUCUAAGAAGAUUCAUAUCGCAUCUCGAAAGGGACGCACUAUUUCCACAAAGACCUUCGUAGUUACCCUAUCAGCGUUCAAUUAAAAAUGAAAUAUUUCUGGAAAUAUUUAUGAAAUAACGGGGAGUAUAAACCAAAAUGAAAAAUUUUAAAAAUUGAUGCAUCACUUUCCGUUAUAAAGACUUUCAGUCGCAGGCAAUGCUCAUUGAGUAAUUAUAUUUGAAAUUAAUUCUUGUCUUUUCUGUUGGGCAGGAUAACUUUUAAAAUGCUGUUUUCUCUAGUUUAUCUCUUCGAAUUCAAAGUAUUCUUGAAAUAUUUAUUUAUGUUAGUAAAAUCUUUAAUGUGAGAGAACAAUCAAUCAACGUGUCUAAUCAUUUGUGCAAUUCUGAUAUGUUAAACGACGUACGAUUCUGAGCAGUUUGUAAAAUUUCAUAUCUAAUAUUAAAUUCUCAU